AAAAUACUUGGUUGAAUCAAAUCAUGUGAUAAUAUCCAACUACACCAUAAUCACGAUGUGGCCAUUCAACAGAAAAGGGGUUUCUGGAUUUUCUGGUUCAUCAACUGCUGAGCAAGUUACUCAUGGAAUCGAUGCUACUGGUUUCACCGCUAUUGUCACUGGAGCAUCUAGUGGUAUUGGUGUUGAGACUACGCGUGUUCUUGCUUUACAUGGUCUUCAUGUGAUUAUGGCCGUUAGAAAUAUGGGUGCGGCUAAAGAUGUCAAAGAAGCAAUAGUUAAGGAGAUUCCUUCAGCUAAAAUUGAUGUCAUGGAGUUGGAUCUUAGUUCAAUUGCAUCUGUCAAGAAAUUUGCAUCCGAAUUUAUUUCCUCUGGAUUACCAUUGAACAUCUUGAUAAACAAUGCAGGAGUUAUGGCGUGCCCUUUCAUGUUGUCCAAGGACAACAUUGAACAACAAUUUGCCACUAACCACUUAGGUCAUUUUCUCUUGACGCAUCUUUUGUUGGACACGAUGAAGAAAACAGCCCAUGAAAGUAACAAAGAAGGAAGGAUUGUUAAUGUCUCCUCAGAGGCUCACAGAUUUGCAUACUCUGAAGGAAUCCGUUUUGGCAAAAUCAACGAACAAUCAAGUUACAGCAACUGGCGUGCAUAUGGACAGUCAAAGCUUGCUAACAUCUUACAUGCCAAUGAACUUGCAAAACGUCUCAAAGAUGAUGGAGUGAAUAUCACUGCAAAUUCUCUUCAUCCAGGAGCCAUUGUGACCAAACUUUAUCGUCAUACCAGUGCAAUCAACGGUAACUAUUAUAUUAUACUAUUCAUUAAAUGCGGUUGGCAGACUUGUGAUGAAAAAUGCUCAGCAGGGAGCAGCUACAACAUGCUAUGUAGCAUUGCACCCACAAGUGAAGGGAGUUAGUGGUGAGUAUUUUUCAGACAGUAAUUUGUGCAAAACAACCUCACAUGGGAAGGAUGCUGAUUUGGCCAAGAAACUUUGGGAUUUUAGCAUUGAUUUGAUUAAGGAGAAAUAGAGAACCAAGUGUUAGAAUGGCAGUCAUUGUCAACGUCUGUGUAAUGUAUUAAAACCAUAACUUUCUUUAAAGAAUUGGUUAACAGGAUAUAGUUAUUAACAGCACGUCCAUUAGUGAAACUCAAUGAAUUUUAUACACUAUUACAAAUGGUCCUUACAUGCUAUGUUAUAUUCAUACAAUCCUUAUGCAA
Molecule: messenger RNA, 1212 nt
Organism: Vicia villosa (hairy vetch)
Lineage: Eukaryota; Viridiplantae; Streptophyta; Magnoliopsida; Fabales; Fabaceae
Product: short-chain dehydrogenase TIC 32, chloroplastic-like
Exons: 8
Coding region: 56-910 (284 amino acids)
Source: RefSeq, a predicted model, not a curated record